This is a messenger RNA of Striga hermonthica, 696 nucleotides long. The record is from the annotation of a GenBank genome assembly. Lineage: Eukaryota; Viridiplantae; Streptophyta; Magnoliopsida; Lamiales; Orobanchaceae.
AUGACACCCGUCAAGGAACUGAAGUCGUUGGCCGACCAUGUCAAGUAUGUAUUCCUGGGAAAGGAAAACACACCUCCAGUGAUUAUUUCGAGUAAGCUUACCAAAACUCAAGAAGACGAGCUCGUGAAAGUUCUCCAGUCACAUAAGCAAGCGUUGGGGUGGAUUAUCUCGGACAUAAAGAGAAUAAGCCCCUCAAUUUGCACGCAUUGCAUUUUAUGGGAAAUAGAAGUUGAACCUGUUCGUCAACCCCAACAUCGCUUGAAUCCGGUGGUGUUGGAUGUCGUGAAAGCUAAGGUCUUGAAGCUUCUGGAGAUGAGUGCAAGCGGCGAGCAUAAGAAACUACGAACUCAAGAACUGGAAGAGAUGAGAAACGAGGCCGAUGAGAGCGCUAAGAUCUACAAGGAGAAGACGAAGGCUUUUCAUGAUAAGAUGAUUUCGAGAAAGCAGUUCAUAGUUGGGCAGAAAGUUCUCCUGUACCAGUCCCGUCUUUGGUUGUUCCCAAGGAAGCUACGAAUGAGAGGGGAAGGACAUUUUGAAGUCACCAAGGUCUGUAUGCAUGGGUCAAUUCAGAUUCGAAGUCCGUCAAGCUCGAAGGCUUUUGUAGUCAAUGAACAUCGACUUAAGCCAUAUCACGAGAAUUUUCAGCUUGAGCAUGAAGAAAGAAUGGGUCCCCAGGACUCCGUUUAUUCUGAAUAA